UUCAAAUACACAACACUAAACGAUGAUGAAAGAAAAUGAAUGAAAAAAGCAAAUGGCUGACUAAAAUCGACGUUCUUGGUCCUAAUAUAAAUCCGAUGUAAUUACAUGAAUUAUGCGCUCUUCAUGAUCAUGACUAGCGAAAUAAGAUUAUUUAAAGAGUAAAGAACUAAGAUAACUAUAUAUUACAGGCAGAAAGCCUGCUGAAACUGUAAAAAAAUACAAGAAACUAAUACCUUAGCUUACACAAUUCGUAUUAAAUUGCAAAACUAUUUGUCGUGCGUGUGACGGACGCACGUCCGUUUAUUACUCAGUUGAAGUGAUGUGAAGUGUCGACACAGGGCGGGGGCGCCGCCCCAGUCGACCAUGGACCGAGGCUACGACAAGAAGCAUACCAAACACCACAAGGAGAAGCAUAAGAAACGUGCUCACAAGAAGCACAAGUCACAUUCAGGUAGUUCUCAUGAACAAUCUUAUGCUACAGUUAAUUCUAACAAACCUCUUGUGGAGUAUUCCGAUGUCAGUUCUGAGGCAUUAUCAGCCCCGGAGGCUGGUGAGAUUGACAGUGAAGCAAGCUCUAUCAGCAGGCAUAUCGCUGAUGACCUUGACAGGACGAGGAAGUCCCAUUCCAUACGUACAUUUGUAGAUAACAAGACAAUAUCAGUUACAACUACGAGUCGCCGGGCUGCUGAGGAGUAUGCUUUGAGGGAUGCUUCUGUGCCGAGGAAGAGACGCUCAGAGUAUGAUGAUGGGGAUGCAGAGUUUGAUGACCAUGGUAGAUUUAAGAAGAAGAAAGAGAAGCGGAAAAAAGAUAAGAAAAAGAAGAAGAAGAAGUCAAAGAAUAGGUCACGAUCAGCGAGUUUGGAGAGUGUGUCUCCAGAUGAUAAUGUGCCUGAAGAGCUUCCAUUGAGGGCGGCUAGUCCUCAGAGAUACCAGCAGGUGCCUGUGAGUGAGUGGGAGAAGGCAUCGUCUCCAUUACGGAAUGGAUCAUGUUCGCCGAUGUCGCCGUCGACGACGCCUCUGAUGCGCCUCGAGUCGCCGCGCCACCGGCCGUUCGUCCGGGAGGCAUCGCUGCAUCACAACCAGAUACCUUAUUCUCCACACCGGGAGAGAUCACCACCUAUCAGCCCAUCCUGGAUGCCGCCGAUUCAUCAUAUGGCACCCUAUAUUAUACAGAAUAAUUGCGAUUUGAGACGACAGAAAUCAACAACGCCCCACACGCCAUCAGCGCCGCCAUACCACGACACGGUGACCAUAGACUCGGACACGGAGCAGGACUAUGAGCGCGGCAGACGCGACUACUGGCACGACCAGCAUCGCGUGCAGUCGCCCAUCAUGGUGUCCGGUAACAUGCGAUAUUCACCCGUGCACGAGGUGUCCCGGGGCCGCGAGUACAGCCCGCGGCGGCCGCACCGGCGCCGCAGCCCGCACCACCGCCGCCGCUCGCGCUCCCGGGAUAGGCAUCGCGACAGGGAGUUCAAGCCCACGCAUCGGUCGCAUAGUCGCAGUUCGCUGAAGCGGCGCCGCUCGGGCUCGCGCAGCCGGCGGCGCGGCUCCACGCAGUCGCCGCCGCGGCACCGCGCCAAACAUCGGGACGCCUCGCCCAGGGAACGGCACCGCAUCAAGCAUGAGUCUCCGAGCCCGCCGACCGUGCUACAACGCAAGAUCGACUUCAAGGAGAAGAUUAGCGACACUAGUCUGUUCGCUGAGCUAGUCAAGGACAAGCAUAAGAGAGCUAAGAAACUACAAGAGAUCUUGAACCAGAAAGAGGAAGAGUCUCAGGGAGCGCUGUCCAACACGACGUCCAUCAACAACCCGGAAAUACUCACUAUUGACGAGCUCUCCAAUAUGACUUGCGAUAGCUCCACACAGCAAUCUAAAGAGAACGGCGAGGCAUCUCGUGAAGCGGGCGACAUAGUAGACAUUCCGAUGCCGAGCUCCGACAGCGCCCCGCUGCAGCCGCCGCCCGACUUCUCCGCCUUCGAGCUCAAGGAGCCCCCCAAGCUGCCCGAGCCACCCCAGCCACCGCAGCCACCGCAGCCCCCGCAGCCCCCGCAGCCACCCCAGCCACCUCAGCCCCCGCCGGUGUCGGAGACUAAUGGUGAUGCGGCGCCCUUGCCGCCUAAUCCGGCUCCUGUGGAGAAGCCGCUAACCCCGCCGCCACCAGCGCCAGCUUUACCCCGGUCCCCGGCAGCCGCGGCGCCGCCCAAGCCCAGCGUGGUGGAGGCGGUGUACUACCAGAACAGCCAGCCGCCGCCCGCCAAGCCCAAGAGCCUCACCAAGCUGCCCAUGCCGCCUAACACACAGGUAACACAUAGCUACAAGCCCAGCGUGGUGGAGGCGGUGUACUACCAGAACAGCCAGCCGCCGCCCGCCAAGCCCAAGAGCCUCACCAAGCUGCCCAUGCCGCCUAACACACAGGUAACACAUAGCUACAAGCCCAGCGUGGUGGAGGCGGUGUACUACCAGAACAGCCAGCCGCCGCCCGCCAAGCCCAAGAGCCUCACCAAGCUGCCCAUGCCGCCUAACACACAGGUAACACAUAGCUACAAGCCCAGCGUGGUGGAGGCGGUGUACUACCAGAACAGCCAGCCGCCGCCCGCCAAGCCCAAGAGCCUCACCAAGCUGCCCAUGCCGCCUAACACACAGGUAACACAUAGCUACAAGCCCAGCGUGGUGGAGGCGGUGUACUACCAGAACAGCCAGCCGCCGCCCGCCAAGCCCAAGAGCCUCACCAAGCUGCCCAUGCCGCCUAACACACAGGUAACACAUAGCUACAAGCCCAGCGUGGUGGAGGCGGUGUACUACCAGAACAGCCAGCCGCCGCCCGCCAAGCCCAAGAGCCUCACCAAGCUGCCCAUGCCGCCUAACACACAGGUAACACAUAGCUACAAGCCCAGCGUGGUGGAGGCGGUGUACUACCAGAACAGCCAGCCGCCGCCCGCCAAGCCCAAGAGCCUCACCAAGCUGCCCAUGCCGCCUAACACACAGGUAACACAUAGCUACAAGCCCAGCGUGGUGGAGGCGGUGUACUACCAGAACAGCCAGCCGCCGCCCGCCAAGCCCAAGAGCCUCACCAAGCUGCCCAUGCCGCCUAACACACAGGUAACACAUAGCUACAAGCCCAGCGUGGUGGAGGCGGUGUACUACCAGAACAGCCAGCCGCCGCCCGCCAAGCCCAAGAGCCUCACCAAGCUGCCCAUGCCGCCUAACACACAGGUAACACAUAGCUACAAGCCCAGCGUGGUGGAGGCGGUGUACUACCAGAACAGCCAGCCGCCGCCCGCCAAGCCCAAGAGCCUCACCAAGCUGCCCAUGCCGCCUAACACACAGGUAACACAUAGCUACAAGCCCAGCGUGGUGGAGGCGGUGUACUACCAGAACAGCCAGCCGCCGCCCGCCAAGCCCAAGAGCCUCACCAAGCUGCCCAUGCCGCCUAACACACAGGUAACACAUAGCUACAAGCCCAGCGUGGUGGAGGCGGUGUACUACCAGAACAGCCAGCCGCCGCCCGCCAAGCCCAAGAGCCUCACCAAGCUGCCCAUGCCGCCUAACACACAGGUAACACAUAGCUACAAGCCCAGCGUGGUGGAGGCGGUGUACUACCAGAACAGCCAGCCGCCGCCCGCCAAGCCCAAGAGCCUCACCAAGCUGCCCAUGCCGCCUAACACACAGGUAACACAUAGCUACAAGCCCAGCGUGGUGGAGGCGGUGUACUACCAGAACAGCCAGCCGCCGCCCGCCAAGCCCAAGAGCCUCACCAAGCUGCCCAUGCCGCCUAACACACAGGUAACACAUAGCUACAAGCCCAGCGUGGUGGAGGCGGUGUACUACCAGAACAGCCAGCCGCCGCCCGCCAAGCCCAAGAGCCUCACCAAGCUGCCCAUGCCGCCUAACACACAGGUAACACAUAGCUACAAGCCCAGCGUGGUGGAGGCGGUGUACUACCAGAACAGCCAGCCGCCGCCCGCCAAGCCCAAGAGCCUCACCAAGCUGCCCAUGCCGCCUAACACACAGGUAACACAUAGCUACAAGCCCAGCGUGGUGGAGGCGGUGUACUACCAGAACAGCCAGCCGCCGCCCGCCAAGCCCAAGAGCCUCACCAAGCUGCCCAUGCCGCCUAACACACAGGUGGAGGAUUUGAAGACGUUGGCGAACGAGAGUCCGCUGAGCACUCCGUCUCCGUCGCCCGUGAAGAAGCCUGACAAGCCUAAACGUACUGGCAUCAUGAACUUACCCAUGCCGCCUGGCGUGACAGUGAUUCCCGGCUCGGAGGAGCUGUCAGGCGACGAGCUGGACGGCGGCACCCCGCCGCCCGCCUGCCGCCGCGACCAGUACUCGCAUGUCUUCAGCAACAGGAAACAUGCUAGAGAUAAUUCCGGUUCGAAGCUGAAGCGGCCGCGUAUACUGAAGCGUCGCGGGUCUAAGGUGGUGCCCGUCGCCACUCCCACGCAUCACGCUAAGGACUGGGGAGAGAAGUGUGUUGAUGGCUUCCAGGUAAUAACCCAAAUCGGCGAAGGCACAUACGGCCAAGUAUACAAAGCCCGCGACAAGAACACUUCACAACUCGUAGCAUUGAAGAAAGUCCGGCUCGAGAACGAGAAGGAAGGAUUCCCCAUCACCGCCGUCCGGGAGAUCAAGAUCCUGAGGCAGCUCAACCAUAAGAAUAUUGUUAAUCUCAGGGAAAUUGUCACUGAUAAGCAGGAUGCUUUGGACUUUAGGAAGGACAAAGGCUCCUUCUACCUAGUGUUUGAGUACAUGGACCACGACCUGAUGGGUCUCCUAGAAUCCAAGAUGGUGGACUUCACGGAGUCGCACAACGCCAGCAUCAUGCGGCAGCUGCUGGACGGGCUGGCCUACUGCCAUCGCAAGAACUUCCUGCAUAGAGACAUCAAGUGCAGCAAUAUAUUGAUGAAUAAUAAAGGCGAAGUAAAACUCGGCGACUUCGGUCUGGCGCGGCUGUGGUCAGCAGAGGACCGCGCUCGUCCCUACACCAACAAGGUCAUCACGCUGUGGUACCGCCCGCCCGAGCUGCUGCUGGGGGAAGAGCGAUACGGGCCUGCCGUCGAUGUCUGGUCCAUGGGAUGUAUACUGGGCGAACUGUUCUUGAAGCACCCGCUGUUCCAGGCCAACGUCGAAAUGAUGCAGCUAGAAAUGAUAUCCCGCGUCUGCGGCACCCCAGUCCCCGGCGUGUGGCCCAACGUGGUGAACCUCCCCCUGUGGCACACGCUGCGGCCGAAGAAGUUCCACAAGCGCUGCGUGCGCGAGCACUUCGCCUUCAUGCCGCCGCACGCGCUCACGCUGCUCGACCGCAUGCUCGAGCUCGACCCCGACCGCAGGAUCACCGCCGACGAUGCUCUCAAGAGCCCCUGGCUCAAGAACGUGGUGCCAGACCAAAUGCCCGCACCUGAGCUGCCGACAUGGCAAGACUGCCACGAGCUGUGGUCCAAGCAACGUCGCCGACAACAGAGAGAACAGGACCAUACACAAGGCAAGAAGCCCUACGGAUACCCAGAAGACAAAGACCAACCCAAAAACGACAACCAAGACUAUAAAAGUGAGCCUUACAAGUCUGAGAGCGGCUUCAAACCUACCGAACCAACCCAAGAGGCUGUCGGCCAAGUGAAAUAGUACAGACUACAUUGUAAGAGGUACUUUCGCAAACGAAAGAAACGGUGCUUAUAUUAGACCAAUUGACUUUGUGAUCUAGAAUAAUUAGUUGCCUGUGGAGUGCUCGUGACGAAGUGUGGGUUCCGUGCAGUGCGGUAUUGUGCCUAGUCUAUUGAUAGCUUCAAUCUCAUGUACGAUUAGCUCAUAAGGUGAAGGCUGUGUUCUUCAAGAAACUUUAGCACUAUGCUAUGCUUCUUGCACAAUUACGAAUAUUCAGUACAAAAUUUAACAACACGAUCCGAUGCACUAACAUCGGCUAUUGAAGAGGAUAGUCUGAAUAGACUUUACUUUCUGUAUUUUAAUAAAAUCUAAUCUUAUAUGGAAUUUAAAUUUAAUGAUGAUUGUAAAGGUGCGGAACCCUGUGAAGCAAUUUAACUUAUUGCGUUUAACGUAACGCGUACCAAAAUGUAUGAUAAUAUAGUAGUAACCAAAGUAUCGCAUAGCGCUAGUUACCCUCGGACGGAUGUCAGGCGUCCUGUGCAUAUAUUUGUAAAUAAUGUAAACUAGGAUAAUUUCAAAUAAGAACAUUUUUGUUUAAUUUAAUUUUAGCGAAACGACUUGUUUUAUUUGUGUUAAGAGUCCUUGUGGUUUUAGCAAUAAUUUGACGGUUGGCAACACCGCGUUUUACCUAAUAAACUGACAACUGGCAGAAGUUGUCAUAUCAGGCAGAGUACAAAGUGCCUAAAUCUCAAUGUAUUCCUCUUGCCCUCCCCUUGCAUAGUUCUAUCUGUAACAAUGCCUUUCCUGUCAUUCAUCCUUCGAUUCCUAAUCUAAGAACAAUUCAUAAGUUCAAAUAAGUUGCCAGCAUUCAAUUAAAUACCAGCCUAUGUGUUGCCAACAUGAAUGCAAAACAGCAUAAUAGUUACAUCCUAUUUCAAUAUGAAGUAAAACCUCCUUCGCCUUAUAAACGAAGAAAAUAGAAUGUCCAAAAUACUGCCAUUUUGUAUGUGUUCAAGACAAGCUCUUACACUACAAAUUGAAUGUUGAAAUUAUAGAGUUACUCUAGCAAUACUCAAAAUUUGGCACACUUCUCAAAAUUUACAAGACGAUGUUAAAAAUGCAUACAAUUUGCUAUUACAACAUCACCCUUGUCUAAAUGGUAAAAAAAUAAAAACUAUGCUUUACUGCAUUUUUUUAAGAUCUUAAUGUCUAUGCAACGACAAGUAAUAAAAGAAGCUUGGAAUCCAAUAUAUGUGAGCAAUAUUUUACAUUAAUUAUUUUCCUAAUUACACAGUAAGUUGAUAUGAAGGUCCGAUGUUAUCAUUAUCAAAAUAAUGUUAUAUGUUAGACAGUAUGUUCGUCUGGGGAGACUGUGAUUAUGUAUAACUCGGAAUUGAGUUGUUUUGUCUCGGUUGAUUUGUAUUCUUUUAUAUUUUUAAUGUUAGGUGUUUGUUGGGUCCUGUAUGCGCUGUUUUGGGCGAUAUGCAUGUCCUUAAAUUAAGUGUGCUGGUCAUAUAAUAUGAUUUCAAAACAAUGAUUGAGAAAUGUUUUUCAUCACUUGUGUCAUUGGAUCUCACUACAAUUUUAUAUAGAUUAGGUUCGCCAGAAGAAUUCGCUUAUUUCUCAAUGUACCAGCAAUGUUUUAACUGUAUUUAUUGAAUGCUUCAAGUUUAUUCAUAUCGCUCUUAAUUCGAAUAGUAAGUCAUAGCAAUAAUAUUGGACCUGACUUAGUUGGCAUUUAUAUAAUAUAAGCGUGUAUGUAUAUAUUCAUGAGUUCCAGACACCGACAAUGGUGAUUUUCAUCUAGUUAGAAAUACCUAAUAUAUAUCAUGUUGUCUGUUCACAAAAUAUAUGAUUGGAUGUAAAAAUUACUUGUAACUUAGGAGCUGCGUUAUUUUUUUAAACAAUUGUCUAGUAAAUAUGUCUGAGCGUCUAUAGUUAUUGUUUUGCAUUAUUUUAAGAACGUAUCUUCCAUGAAUUAGUUGAAAUGUAUAUAGAAUAAACUUCCUCCUGCAUUUUUUAAACGAUAUUGUUUCGAUCGAGAAGGCGGAAAUUCACACGACGCAAUCAUUAAUUUUAUGCACCUCUGUAAAGAAUAUUGUGUAGAAUUGAAUUCAUAUAAUUAUAAAGUUAUAAAUGUGUUUUAGUCCUCAGGUGAGGUUACAUACAUGUACAUAAAUAGGAAAUAUAAUAAAUAUGACAACGCCAAUAUUUAUAGUUUUAAAUGUUUAAUGUCUGUAGACAAUAUGUUGCGAUAUUGUGAAUUUUCGCUUUCUGUGACGCGGUAAGAUCAUUGUGGCAAGUCAUCGGCUGAAAGACUAUGUUCCCUUGUAUUAUAUUAGUUUUAAGGACUCGAUAUCUUUCGUGUAAAUAAUCCGGAGUUUCGGAGAUAAUCGUCGUUUUUUUUAUAUUUUGUAUGGUGUGCUAAUUGGAGGGUAGUUGUUUUUAUUUUGUUAUUGUGUGGGUGUUCUAUUUUAUCAAUGAAUAUGCUUGGAUCGCCGUCCAGGUCACAACCGUAGAUGGAAAUUGUAUGGAGAAAAUUAAGAAAUAAUGUAUACAAUGAAUUGCCAAGAAGCUGAAUAUUUUAUAUCUGAUCAAAUUAUCCGCAUUGACAGGGUAGGUCCGCAGUUAUUGAACUUAUUAGUUAUUCCGUGAUUGUUUCGUUUUACAGUAAGACUGAAGUAGAUAGAACGGACGAUUGUCUGUCACUGUAACUCUGGAUUGUUGUUAUCACAUUUAUGAUAAUAAUAAUUGUAAAAAUGUACCUAAUGUUUUUUAAAAUAAUUAUACCUACGAUGAAAUAUAAA
Molecule: messenger RNA, 8414 nt
Organism: Helicoverpa zea (corn earworm)
Lineage: Eukaryota; Metazoa; Arthropoda; Insecta; Lepidoptera; Noctuidae
Gene: Cdk12
Product: cyclin-dependent kinase 12
Exons: 19
Coding region: 364-5628 (1754 amino acids)
Biological process (GO): positive regulation of transcription elongation by RNA polymerase II; protein phosphorylation; transcription elongation by RNA polymerase II
Cellular component (GO): cyclin/CDK positive transcription elongation factor complex; nucleus
Molecular function (GO): RNA polymerase II CTD heptapeptide repeat kinase activity; cyclin binding; ATP binding
Source: RefSeq, a predicted model, not a curated record